AGGGAUCAGCGCAUUAACCGAGAUGUCUUAUAAAGACUGGUUGGUGUGAUCUGCGCUGCCGUCGAGUAGUGAUUCUCUGAAGAUUAACGUCUGCAACAUUUCUAAAUCAAAUCUAUAGGAGUCAGACGAUUUCUGCACCGCUAGCUUGAAAUUUAAAAAUACUCAAAAACUUUUAUAUAACAACAGAUUAGGUCAAGAUGGCGUCUCCACACCAAUGUUCACUCUCCCUCUGCGUCAUCACUCUUGCCGUCUGCUGCCUUUCCAGUUUCCAGACGAGCAACCAAGCGUUGGCCAAAAGUGUCCUCUCAGAAUCACGUGACCCAGAGCGUGCUUCUCACGUGGACAGCAAACGUGAUUUGAAAGACGUGCUCGCGUGGACUGGCGACGGCAGAGGCGCAGCGAUGGACGGCUGGGUUCCCAUGUACGACACGGAAGAUGACAUGGACGACACUUUAGAAAAAAGGGCCAGGAUUAGGCUCUACAAGAGACGGCAGCCGAUCAACAAACGCCGUCUGCGAUUUCACAAGCGAAAAUUUGCCUUCGCAGACGGAUUCGGCAAGCACGAAGCACCAAAGCAACACCAGUAUCAGUGGAGGGAGUUUUCAGGCGACGAAGCUGGUCACUCGAGAUUAAAAAGAUGGGCUGGGGAAAAAGCGAUGGACGCUAAUCCCGCCUUGAAACGACACCGCCGGUUCUCCUUCAACGCAAACAUGAAUGUUUUAGCGCAAGCGCUUUUGGCAGAGGAAGCGCGUGAACAGCUGGCGGAGUUAGAGAACCUGGAAGCGAAACUUCGGGCCAUCGGCUAGAAAUCUAGAUCUAGUCAACUCUGUCUCCAAAACAAAACACAAAAUACAAGUUUUAAAAUUCAAAGAAGACUUUUGGCAACACUUAUAAAGUAUUUUUAUAUUAUCUAUAAGAAAUAAAAAUAACUAUUAUAUGCUCACACUUUA
This is a messenger RNA of Physella acuta, 950 nucleotides long. RefSeq names its product ovulation prohormone-like. NCBI's taxonomy places the organism in Eukaryota, Metazoa, Mollusca, Gastropoda, Physidae. The record is from RefSeq and is a predicted model, not a curated record.